AUGAACUCGUUUAAAGUCAUCGUUGUUGGUGCAGGCCCCGUGGGGUUGGUGCUUGCUCACGCCCUGCAAGCCUCCGGUAUAGACUACGUGCUUAUCGAACAGAGAUCGCAAGUCCCGCCAGACCCGGCUUAUGGUGUAUUUCUAUGGCCUCAAAUAAUGCGCAUUCUUCACCAACUAGGCCUUCUUGAAUCAAUUUUAGCCGUCAGCCAGCCCAUGCUCGAAGCCAUACACCGAUCGACAGAUGGCAAUGUCCUGCACCGGGAGGAAGGAUUCCAAAAGCUCGGAGUGAUGUUUGGCUACCCCAUGUCGUUAUUCAACAGAGGGGACUUCGCCUUAACAUUACUGAACGCACUUGAUAAGAAGGAGGAACGCGUCAAGACAGGCAAACGACUAAGCAAGAUUACAAAUAAUAAGACAAGCGUCCGAGUCGAUUUUCUCGAUGGCACUCACGAAGAGGGAUCGAUCGUCGUUGGCGCCGACGGAGUUUGGAGCAGCGUUCGAGAUCAAAUGGCAACCCUGGCACCCAAAGGACUAUUUGACGAGGCCCCGAACCCAUUCGAAGCCACCUACGCUGGCGUGUUCGCCAAAGCGAGUCUUCAUGAAGCGAGCUUCGCCGGCAAAAUUGAGCCCGGGCGAAACAUCAAUGUCUACCAACCAGGUUCCCACGUACAGGUCUUCACCACGAGGGACGAAGCUAUGAUUAUCGUUUAUCACCGCAUCUCCGCGGAGAGGAAGCGCACAUACUUUGGCCAGAACGACGCUGAAGAGGCUGCUAAGCCAUGGCUUGACGUUCCUGUUGGUGAGGGGCUUACAUUUGGUGAUGUAUGGGAGAAGAAGAUUGCUGGUGGAAGCGCCAAUUUCGAUGAGGGUGUACUGCCGUGGUGGCAUUGGGGACGGACGGUGCUGGUUGGAGAUGCAGCUCAUAAGAUGAACCCCAUCAGAGGUGCAGGCGCAUGCGCUGGAAUCGAGGAUGCCGUAGCUCUCGUGAAUGCCCUCCAAGAUGUCCUACGCCACGAGCCAAACCCGUCGUUCUUUGAACUCACCCAGGCGUUUGUAGCGUAUCAACACGAGCGGGAAGCCGCAGCAAAGAUCUGGUUAGAGGUUUCCCAUCUUAAUCUCGAGCUGUGUAUCGGUCCCCACCAGCCAGCAUUGAAGGCUGCUAGCAUUGCCGACUUGAAGGUCAUGCCUUUGGUUGCAUCUGGCCCUGUUCUGAAGUAUCUUCCGUUCCCUGAUGAGAAGAGUGGCUUUAUACCCUGGGUGAAGAAGGUGAAGUCGAAGGAUAAGGAACAGAUCAAGUCGCAUCUGUGA
This is a messenger RNA of Fusarium sp. VM40, 1308 nucleotides long. The record is from the annotation of a GenBank genome assembly. Lineage: Eukaryota; Fungi; Ascomycota; Sordariomycetes; Hypocreales; Nectriaceae.